AUGAUGGAAAAUGUUUCAGCUGUCACACUGUUUACUCUUUCAGGUUUAAAUUUUACAAUGGAACAAAGAAUUAUCCUCUUCUUGCUGACUUUACUGUGUUACUUAAUGAUUCUUUUGGGAAAUGUUGGUCUUAUUUUUGCCAUUAUUAUGGAUAAAAACCUCCAUGAGCCCAUGUAUAUCUUCUUGUGUAAUCUAUGCAUAAGUGCGCUGUAUGGGACUGUUGGUUUUUACCCCAAAUUCCUUCUGGAUCUUUUGUCAUCUCAUGUGAUUUCUUAUGGUGCAUGCAUGCUACAAGGCUUUGUUAUACACUCAUCAACUUGCAGUGAUUUUUCUAUCUUAGCUCUAAUGGCAUAUGACAGAUAUGUGGCUAUUUGUCAACCUCUAGUUUACCACUCAGUUAUGACCAGACAGAGAGUCUCCAUCUUUGUGUUUUUAUCCUGGUUUAUACCUCUUUAUUGUAUGUUUAUGAACACAGCAACAAUAUUAGGAACAAGGUUAUGUGGCUCACACAUAAAUAGGGUCUACUGUGUCAACUGGAUGAUAGUUACUCUGGCUUGCUCUCCACCCAAAGCAAAUAAUGCAGUCUCAUAUUUCAAUAUGUUGUUUUAUUUUGGACAUUUUGUGUUUAUUCUCUGGUCUUACACAUAUCUGAUAAGAACAUGCACAGCAUCCAAAGAGAAGUGGGGGAAGUUCAUGCAGACAUGCAUGCCGCAUUUAAUCUCUCUGCUCACUUUUUCAGCAGCUGUGCUUUUAGAUUUGCUGUACAUGAGAUUUGGGACAAUUGAUUUUUCUCAAGACUUCCAUAAUUUCAUGGCAAUAGAAUUUCUGAUUAUUCCUCCGCUAGUGAAUCCGCUUGUAUAUGGAUUCAAACUUACCAAAGUCCGCAAAAAAUUUUUGAGUUUUGUUUAUAUUAAAAGGAAAGAUGCUAAGUGUCAUCCCAUGACUUCUCACAUUAGAGGCGAGCUCUCAAACUGA
This is a messenger RNA of Epinephelus fuscoguttatus (brown-marbled grouper), 975 nucleotides long. RefSeq names its product olfactory receptor 1019-like. The coding region runs from base 1 to 975 and encodes 324 amino acids. Lineage: Eukaryota; Metazoa; Chordata; Actinopteri; Perciformes; Serranidae. The record is from RefSeq and is a predicted model, not a curated record. The transcript has a single exon. Gene Ontology annotation, molecular function: olfactory receptor activity; G protein-coupled receptor activity. Gene Ontology annotation, biological process: G protein-coupled receptor signaling pathway. Gene Ontology annotation, cellular component: membrane.